Echinostoma caproni is the source of this 657-nucleotide messenger RNA. Lineage: Eukaryota; Metazoa; Platyhelminthes; Trematoda; Plagiorchiida; Echinostomatidae. The record is from the annotation of a GenBank genome assembly.
AUGCUAAUGAACCUACUAGGAUUGGCAGUUAAGAUCCACCUUUUGACCUCAUCUACCCAGAUUUCACAGUCCACGGUAUCCAGUGUGAAUAUUUACUUCGUUCAACAGCCUAUUCGCAAAUGGUUUUACACUUUACCCUGUGAUGCUGGGAGCUUAAAAAUACGGCUGGUCAGAAUCCUUGCUUCUGUUUCAAGAUUGUCUGGGACCAGUAACGGUUGUCGAUGUGGUCUGAUUAUUAUUAAAAAGUCAACCAAGCCCGGUACUUAUACCAUAUACAAUAUUUUGUCACCAUUUGGUUUUGGUUUCAUCAUUUCAUGUCGCAUUUCACCUUAUACACAUUCGACUUUGGAAUACAAUCGUCGAAAUGACGAGAUUGAUCCGCUUGCAGCUUCGGCUGAGUAUGAGUUAGAAAAGCAUUUAGAAGAAAUGGAAUUUGUCAAUGUGGAUUUAAAAAAGGGUCCUCAGGGAUUGGGAAUUAGUAUUUUGGGUCUGGGUGUGGACAAUGUUGGCGGUCAUCAGAAAUUGGGAAUCUUUAUCAAAGCGCUCACUCCCGGAGGUGCAGCUGAAGCUGAUGGAAGUUCAGCGUUUCUGAUAGCCGUCACUACUAGCUCGCUGAUGUCAGUUUAUCAGUUGAUUGCAAUAGUGACUUUUUACUAA